Cricetulus griseus (Chinese hamster) is the source of this 1515-nucleotide messenger RNA. NCBI's taxonomy places the organism in Eukaryota, Metazoa, Chordata, Mammalia, Rodentia, Cricetidae. The record is from RefSeq and is a predicted model, not a curated record.
CGCCCCACAGUGCCUCAAUGGGCGGCGUGUGCCUCUCUCUGGCUCAAAGACUGUUAAGGGCAAACUGGAUGGCAAGAGGUGCCGAUACCGGGUCCUCACCAGCAGCCCCCAGGCUGGGGAAGCCACCCUGCUGGCCUCGUCAACAGAGGCAGGCGGGAAACUCACCUGCGCCCCGGCCCCCCAUGGAAGCUUAAGGAUAAUGGAGGGCCUUCAAGAAUUUCGCGUCUCUCGGGUCCCUCUGCAGCCCAUUCCCACAAGCCUGCCACCUCAGAUCCCAGAUGGCCAGAGGCAGCGGUUCUCUGCCUUUGGAGGCAGCCCUCCAGUCACGGGGCCUGGGUCAGUCAUGGCUCUGAGGUCACCCAGUUCAGGGAAGAAGAAAAAGAAGAGAAAGCUCGAAGAGGCCUCAGCCAUUCAGGAGGCAGUGGACGGGCACGGGGCCAUGGAGGUGGGCACACCCUGGGGUGGCCUAGAAAUGAACAAGAAGAAGAAGAAAAAGAAGCAUCGGGCGGAUGAGGCAGAGAUGGCGGAGCCUUUGGGACUACCAUUCCCAUCUGCCACCAGCACCAAGAAGAAGAAGAGGAGCAAGUCCAAGGGGGCAGACACAUUCCAGCCGGAAGAAGGGCUGGGGUACACGGAACCUGUGGGCAAAAUGCAGCCUCCUGAUGGGACCAUCCUGACCCCCACCAAGAAGAGAAAAAGGCAGGAGAAUCCUGAAGGGAUGGAGGUGGCGGAGGGCACCAUGUCUGGCUCUCAGUCACAGGUCGCUGUGGAACCCCAGGAGGAAGCCAUCUCACUGUCCCCCACAAAGAAGAGGAGAAAAGAGAAGAGGCAGAAUUUGGUGGUGGAGCCAGAGGCGGGGCUCCCUGGAGCGGUCACAGAGCCUGAACUUUCAGAACACGGGUUUCAGGCCGAGGCAGCUACGGUGUCCCCCAAGAAGACAAAGAAGAAGAAAAAGGAAAAGUGGCUGGGUGAGGAACUGGCCUUGGGGGCCGAGGUGACAGAGGCUGUACUUCCGGCCAACUUUGAGUCCCAGGUGUCUCCAGCACCCAGCAAGAAGAAAGAGAAAGGACAGAAGGUGACAGAGCCCCCAUCUGAGAUGACUGACCCAAGAGAGUCUGAGGAGCCUGAGGCCGCAGCAGCUCAAGGAUCCACAAAGAAGAAGAAGAAGCCGAGGAAGGAUCAGGGAAGUGGGGUGUAAGACACCGUUCCCCACUGGAAGAUAGCCACCUCGGGACAGGAGAAAAAGCAGAAGAGCCCUAAAAGCACCCUGGGGAAACUGAGGGGGCCCGGGAGGGCUGUCGGAAGUCAGCUGCACGGGAGAGAUGAGCCUUUCCCUUCAAGCAAACACACCAGCAGGAGCCGCAGCCUGGAAAAUGCUUUAUUAUGACACUGUAGCCUCAGCGACCUCGGGUCAUCGGGGCACUUUGAGGAAGGGUUCAUGGAGGACGUCAAAGAGCCUGCGGGCCUAAGGGCAGGGAGAGAAUAGAGCUUGUCAUUAAAGGCUGUUUGCUUAGA